This is a messenger RNA of Lytechinus variegatus (green sea urchin), 1859 nucleotides long. RefSeq lists its product as uncharacterized. Lineage: Eukaryota; Metazoa; Echinodermata; Echinoidea; Temnopleuroida; Toxopneustidae. The record is from RefSeq and is a predicted model, not a curated record. The transcript is spliced from 5 exons. The coding region runs from base 205 to 1086 and encodes 293 amino acids.
UGAUAGAGUGAGUGUCAGACAGGCAGGAAACUCAUCUCUCUUUUUUGCAAUAUCGAACGGCUUGUUACUGAACAUGCUAAAUGAAAUCUUGAUUGUGUUGAAUGUGCUUCGCUCUGGAAAAAGCGAAUAGGUUUCGCUAAUCUUGUCUAAUUCUAAAGAACAUUGGAAAUUUCAUCAUAUUAUGUUCCAAGAAAAAUAAAAAUCAUGGCUAUUCAUGACAUGCCAAGAUUUGCGCUAUGGCUGGCAUUCCUGUUCUUUGAACAUGUCUUGCAGUCCAAGGAAUUUGCCAUACUAAUGGCUGUUUUUAUCUUUUUGAGUGUAGUCAUCUUUGUAGCCUUCGUCGUGUGGACAUUAAGACCCAAAGCUCCAGAUUCAUUUCAUAUCCCAAGGGUAUCUUCGGGCAUCAGGAAGAUUGAGCGCUUACAGAGAGGAUCAAGCAGAAAACAGCAGCAAGGUUCCAACAGCAACGCAACCAGACCAACAGAGGGCGACAUUUCCAAUUAUGUAGAGUUUGAUGAUGAACCACCAGUGUCAUCAAGGGGAUACACAACUACCUCACGGCUUCAAAAUAUACCGGAGCAGGAGCCUGCUGUUGUAUGUAGAGGUAUCGACUACCAAGGAUCAACGAACCCGAAUACGAUGUCCCCAAUGGUAUGUGAGACCACGGCGGAGAUAGAACCUAGCGGGAAUAUGGGAGAUGUCAAGAUCUGUCUCACCCUGAAAUCAUCGGAUGUCAAAUAUUACCAGACGCCGGCCCAACCAAGAGAAGCGAACGUGAACCGUUCUCACUCCGACCGCCUGCCGAUGCGUGAAAAUGAGUAUAUGACCCCGGACGAUGCCCGCAGUGGCAGCGCCGGUGCGGCCGGUGACAGGUCCAUGCAGCGGAGUCGCACGCUGCCAAGAUUGCACGUGACAUCGCCAGCGGACCAAUCAGGAGACGCGCAGAAAAAUGACAAGAUAGCGCAGAAGAAUGGCAAGAAAGCGAAUUACCUCGAUCUUGCACACGAGUAUAUGCCAAUGGGGAAUGUCCCCGAGUACACCUAUAUGGACAGUGUGUUGGGCUUGAAUGCUUUAUAUGAAAAUUGACAAAUUAAUCAAGGACUGCAUUAUGUAGCAAAAGAUAAUUGUCGUUAUGUAUUGCACUCGUAAAUAGGAUUAAUUUUUGAGCCGGAAGUAUUUAGGACUCUGUACAAAACAAUACCGAACAGCUCUACUGUAUAAAAUUAUUAGAAGGAAAAUGAAUAAGAGUAAGAUAUAAAUACGUAUAGAUCCAAAUUUUGUUGAUAUACUGUUGAGUAUUGCUACAAAAAGUACAAAAGGCUAAUUGUACUCAAAUGCCAAUCCAACACGUAUUUUAGUUCAAAGAAAGACUCGGUUUAUCCUCAGUGUAAAUAAAAGAAAAUAGUUAUAUUAUUCGUAUCAUAAUCAUUCAUGAAGUUCUUAUUAGAGUUUUUUUUAUUAUAUUAACCAUCUAACAUGACAUUUCCCUCAAUUUGAGUUAUUACCCCUUUUCAGAAUUUGUUCAACUCUAAACGGAAUUAUGAAAUUCUUUAAUUAUAGCCACGUUUCUUCAAUGAACUAAUCAUCUAUCAUGUUAUUCAAGGAAAUAAUGCUUCUAACAUUUGGUUCCUACCAUUGGCGGCGACCACGGGGGACGGGGGGGGGGGUAUGGUAUGGUGUGCUUGCACCCCCUCCGAAUCAGAAUUUCAUAAUAUAGCGGCCUAAAUAAUAUGGUACCCCCCAUGCAAAUUGCAAUCAAAUUAGUGUUUUCAACGUGGAUAUUAUAAUGCAUUGUAAAAAAUAGUAAAAAUAAUACACUUUAUAUUCCAAGGUUAAUCUUGAAAUCGAAACUUUUGAUA